Caenorhabditis bovis is the source of this 291-nucleotide messenger RNA. Lineage: Eukaryota; Metazoa; Nematoda; Chromadorea; Rhabditida; Rhabditidae. The record is from the annotation of a GenBank genome assembly.
AUGGGCAAAGUUUGUCCGUUGUUGGGACCAAAAAUGUCCGCAUUUUGCAUGAUUAUGUCAGUGUGGGGAGUUAUUUUCCUGGGACUUCUUGGCGUAUUCUUCUACAUUAAUGCCGUCACCCUGUUCCCAGACCUUCACUUCGACGAAUCCAACCCACAAGUGACAACAGUUGAAAUCGAGGCCAAGUACAGCGAGAAAGCGACUCAAUGCUGGAUUGCCGCCGGAUUGUACGCCGUCACACUGAUCGUCGUCUUCUGGCAGAAUAAAUACAACACGGCGACAAUUUUCUAA